AUGUUCUACCAAUCUGAACCCAUGCUGAAGAUUCUCCUGACUAUGUGUUUGUUCGCGCUUCUUCCCUUUUCAGCAAAACAGGUUCCAGUGGGUCCGAGCUUCAGUCUCUUCAUGUAUCCAGGAUCUGUUCUUGGGUCAUCUAAACCGCAGGGAGUUCUGAUACCAGUGGCCACAUCUGAACACAACAUACAGCAGCAGUCCAGUCCACGGACAGACCACAGGAGGAUCAGCCCUCUCGGUGUGUAUAAACCUUACGGAUUAAACACAAGCGGUGCGUUUCUCCAGCCUGUAGUUGGCUCUGCUCCUGAUCCCACCCCUGAUCCUCAAACAUUCCCACCUGAAUCUUUAGCUCUACAGGGACAGAUGUCAAAUUUUCUUCCCUUAAACGUCCCCAUGCAGGUGUAUUCAGUUGUACAGCAGGCCGUAAUCGCCGAUUCCGACAGUUCAGAGGAAGGAAAGACGGCACAUGUGAUUUAUUUGAUUCCUGUCAGCGUCGAAUCAUCCAACAUGGGUGUGAUGGAGGGAACCGUCCCGAACCCUGAUCCAGGUCAUCUUCACAUCCAAACCACCAACAGCUCUCCUACCGUCACUCCUGCGGUCCGUCCCGAAGCCCAGCGGCAGUUAGGAGAAUCUGUGGGGCCAAAAACGGUCACAGAGAGACCACAUUCUGGAAAAACGCUGAUAGAUCCUAAACACGGCAGAGGAAUGCAAGACGAGCUGUCCGUUAAAACCAAACCCCUCUCUCCUGCAGGGAACAUCAGACAAUGA
Molecule: messenger RNA, 768 nt
Organism: Triplophysa rosa
Lineage: Eukaryota; Metazoa; Chordata; Actinopteri; Cypriniformes; Nemacheilidae
Exons: 7
Coding region: 1-768 (255 amino acids)
Source: RefSeq, a predicted model, not a curated record